Cricetulus griseus (Chinese hamster) is the source of this 286-nucleotide messenger RNA. The record is from RefSeq and is a predicted model, not a curated record. NCBI's taxonomy places the organism in Eukaryota, Metazoa, Chordata, Mammalia, Rodentia, Cricetidae.
GGAGUUACCAUCGUUAAGCCAAUAGUUUAUGGUAAUGUUGCCCGAUAUUUUGGGAAGAAAAGAGAAGAAGAUGGACACACCCACCAGUGGACAGUAUAUGUAAAACCAUACAGAAAUGAGGAUAUGUCAGCAUAUGUGAAGAAAAUCCAGUUUAAAUUACAUGAAAGCUAUGGCAAUCCUUUAAGAGUCGUUACUAAGCCGCCCUAUGAAAUUACUGAAACAGGAUGGGGUGAAUUUGAAAUAAUCAUCAAAAUAUUUUUCAUUGACCCUAAUGAAAGACCGGUGA